AACAGAGGAAAAAACGAGAUUGAGAGAAAAUGAGAAAGAACGGAAUCUAAAAAUAAAAAUCAGCACUAAACAACCAUCUCUUUGAUACCAUUAACGUCACUUUUACUCCUUCUUUAACCAUCUCCUUCAUUCCUUUUUCACCAUUGUUUUCAGCUAUUAAAAGCGGUUCUCUAUUUCCAUAAACCACCACAGUCCUCCUCUCGAUAAGGUGUAGUCAAGGUGAUUCGAGUUGUUUUCGGUUCUGUUUAAAAGAUGAGGUUGCCGUUCAAGUUUUGCGACAAAGGUUCUGGUCUGGUUCUUUUGAUAAGUUAACUUUUGCUAAUUGAAAGAUACUCCUGUACAAAUCUUGCCUUAUCAAUAUUGAAGAAAGUUUACUUCGUCGAGGUACACCAUGAGUGGGGGAAAGAGGUAAAUCUGAAAAGAGGCCCAGAUCAGAAGGGAUACCGAAUUUUCUAAUUGUCGAUCAGAUACCACAGUUAUAGUGGGAUUGGUGGAGAGACUUUAAGGAAUAUAAGCGAAACCAAAUAAAGAAGUACUUGAGACAUUUGGUUCACAUGAUGACGAUCAAGCUCAGGAGGGAUGUGAUCGAAGCUUUGAUUCCGUAAUCCUAAAAACAAUGUGUUCCAUUUUACCGACUGUAAAAUGACUUCGACCUUGGAGGAAAUCUCCCAUUUUCAGGGGUGGGGCCGCAAUCUUCGCCGCCAAAGGCCCAUAGUACCAAAAUGUGAAUGAGGGUCAGUUUCUGAAGCUCCUGAACAUAAAUUACGGACAAUAUGAAGGUUUAGGAGGCAAGUGAGUUAAGUUGGAAUUUCUGUUUCACUUGUAUGGCCUAGAAUGCAAUUUCGAAAGGAAUGUUGGAAAAUUGAAAUCAAAGGAAAAUAAGGAAACAUGGAAGGUUCACAGAAGGUUUGCAUUUAUGGUUGCUUUUUUGGGGCGUGUAGUUUUCUGAAAAGGGAAGGACGCAUUGACUUCCGCUUGGCAGGUGUAGUUGAGGCUCUGACUUCAGAAGGGGAUGAUUAUACUUUGGUCCAUAUGAUUCUUUCUUGCAUUUUUCGUGCUUUAACUAGAUGUAAAUUGGCCGCGCGAAACUUUGAUGGCAGUAACAUUUUGCUACAUAUAUGGUUUUUGGAGCAUUUUUAUCGUCAUCCUACGAUCACUGAUUUUAGGGAGCUAUGGCCCAAUCAUACUUAUGAUCACCAGAAAAGAAUUGACAAAUGUGACUUACUAGAAGGCGUAGAUGCCUGGAAAGAACUACUUCUUACUCUGUCCGCCAAACGAAUCACUUGGAAUUACGAUUGGUUUUCCUCUAAAGAGGUCAUCUGUGAGUCUGCAUACCAUUCUUAUUUGGUACUCAUAGGAUUGGAUGAUGUUCAUCCCUAUGCUCCACUUUGGGUAAUGCGCCAGUUUGCACGACUACAAGAGGUGCCACCAACACGAGAUAUGAGCAAGUUCUGUUAUGAUUUUGGUAAAGAUCAACCUCAUGACGAAGAAAAAAUUAUAAAAAUUUGGUAUGCAAGUAAAGUUUCGGAGUUGAAUGAGAUGGUAGAAGACCGAGAUCGUGGAGAGGUGAUCCGUGAAUAUAUUACCUGGUUUAAUGAUCCUUCGUCGUUUGGAGAUAGGCCUGACGGGUCGAACAAGAGGAGAAAUGAUCAAAGAACUAUAGAAAGGCUGAAAGAGGAAUUGGAGCAUGCUCAGAUGACCAUAGCCAAACAAUAAGCCCAGCAGCAAGCCGAAGUCGCUCAGAUUCGUUUAAAUAUUGAGAAAGAUUAUCAAUUUGCCUUACAGGUCAUGGAUAAAAUAUAAAACAUGCUAAAAAUGAGGCGGCCCACUUAGAAGAAGAACUGGCAAACACGAUUGGUUUAGUCAGAAUAGUUGAGGCGAACAAAAAUGCUGAAAUACAUAAGCUGCAAGAAGACUUGAGUAUCAUUGAAGAGGAUGCGCGCCAACAACAAUUGGAGUUUGAUCAGCAGAAAGAGUAGUUUGAAAGAGAAAGGGCCCACUGGAAAUGCUCAAAGGGUCAGCUUCAUGCACAAUCAGAAGAAAUAAAAAGGCAGAAAAGGGGUCAUCAACAUGCAGAUUUUGAGGCAGAGCGGCGUCAGUGGAUGUUUGAGAGAGGUGUGCUAAACUGUCUCAUUGAAGAAUAUGAGGGACGAGAGGCUCAGAUGGGGCACGCCCUCAACACUACCCAGAUGUGGUUGUAGAACUGUCACGUGAAUAUGGGGCAAGCAAGAGAGCAAGUAAUUCGAUUGGUAGAAAAAGCAGCAUAUAUUCACGAUAAUCAUCUCCAUCUAAACAAUGAGAAAUUUGGUCAACAGGCACGUGCCCUCGUCCCACAGUUGCCAAUGGUGUUUCAAAAUUUGUACAAGACUUUGGGGGAAGAAUGGAGGCCAAGAGAUGCAGACCAUUGAUGAUAUCAAUUUAAGCAAG
Nicotiana tabacum (common tobacco) is the source of this 2427-nucleotide messenger RNA. The record is from RefSeq and is a predicted model, not a curated record. NCBI's taxonomy places the organism in Eukaryota, Viridiplantae, Streptophyta, Magnoliopsida, Solanales, Solanaceae.